Molecule: messenger RNA, 2160 nt
Organism: Capsella rubella
Lineage: Eukaryota; Viridiplantae; Streptophyta; Magnoliopsida; Brassicales; Brassicaceae
Product: U-box domain-containing protein 35
Exons: 8
Coding region: 1-2160 (719 amino acids)
Biological process (GO): protein phosphorylation
Molecular function (GO): protein kinase activity; ATP binding
Source: RefSeq, a predicted model, not a curated record
AUGGUGAUGAUGGCAGAGGGCGACCGAAGAGACGAAAGCGUCGCGGUUGCGGUUGCGAUCGAUCGAGGCAAAGGAAGUCAGGCUGCAAUGAAAUGGGCUGUUGAUAGUCUUCUCACACCAGGAGAGACUCUUACCCUUAUUCAUGUUAGAGUCAAGCAAACCAAUCCUAAUAAUGGAACUAACCCAAAUAAAUGUGGAGAUGACUACGUUAAAGAAUUGUUUCUUCCAUUCCGAUGUUUCUGCACUAGAAAAGACAUAAAUUGUGAAGAUGUAGUAUUGGAGGGCGUUGAUGCUGGUAAAGGAAUCAUAGAAUAUGUACAAGAGAAUGCAAUUGAUAUUCUAGUACUAGGCGCAUCUAAGAUGACUCUUUUAAAACGUUUCAAAGCAGUAGAUGUUACGAGUUCAGUGAUGAAAGGAGCACCCAAUUUUUGUACAGUUUAUUCAAUCUCUAGAGGUAAAAUAUCGUCUGUUAGACCAGCAACGUCUUCACCUCCUCCACUUUGCACAAUACGACCACAUUUACCAGGUCGGUCGAGCAAAGCCAACAACAAUAAUAACAUUCCCAAAGUUGAGAGAAGAUAUCAACCGGUUCAAAGUAAACAAGAAGAGAUUGACAUCAAGUAUCCUUAUUUGAGAAGAGGAUAUGAAGGUACAGACCGAGCCUCAAUGGCAGAUUCCGACUUAUCGACAAUGAGUAGUGGUAGGCCAAGCAUGGAUUGGCUGUUACCGACGCCUCGUCUCUCGGUCAGUUCUGAGUUUGAAGACAAUCGUUGCAGUUUUGCUACAUCCUCAUGCUCAUCAGAAAAGCAGUCCAUAGACUUGUGUUCUACCUAUUCAGCAUUCUCCUCAAGCUCACCUGAAAGUGGGAGACUCUCUUCAGUUUCAAUGUAUAGUCAGGAUGACGUAGAAGCUGAGAUGAAAAGACUAAAACUAGAGCUCAAGUAUACAAUGGAUAUGUACAACACUGCCUGUAAAGAAGCAAUCACAGCCAAGAAAACGACUAUGGAGUUACACAAAUGGAAACUAGAAAGGGAAUGUAAACUAAAACAAGCAAGACUUGCCAAGGAAGCAGCAAUGGAAAUGGUAAAUAAUGAGAAGGCAAAGAGUAGAGCAGCUAUGGAAGCAUUAGCGACAGCUCAUAGAAUGGUAGAAAUCGAAGCUCAAAAGAGAAAGCAAAUCGAAAUGGCAGCUUUGAGAGAUGUAGAGGAUAAUAAUAAAGCAAGGUACUCUUUAAAUAAAAGUGACAAAAUGUAUAGGAAAUACACAAUAGAGGAGAUUGACAAGGCAACAAAAAGUUUCUCAAAUACUCAUAAGAUUGGAGAAGGCGGUUAUGGACCAGUGUUUAAAGGUGUUUUAGAUUACACACCUGUGGCGAUAAAAGUCUUGAGACCAGAUGCAAUAAAUGGAAGAUCACAAUUCCAACAAGAAAUAGACGUCCUGACUAGCAUACGACAUCCGAAUUUGGUUCUACUACUUGGAGCAUGCGCAGAAUACGGGUGUUUAGCUUAUGAAUACAUGGCGAAUGGUAGCUUAGAAGAUCAUCUACUUAGACGAGGCAACUAUCCAGUGCUUUCAUGGCAACUAAGAUUCCGUAUUGCAGCUGAAAUCGCUACAUGUCUUAAUUUCCUCCACCAAUUAAAACCAGAGCCAUUGGUGCACCGUGACUUGAAACCAGCCAACAUAUUACUUGACCAGCACAUGGUCAGCAAAAUUGCUGAUGUUGGGUUGGCUAGACUUGUCCCUCACUCGGUUAAUGACAUUGCCAUACAAUAUAGAAUAACGUCAACUGCUGGAACCUUGUGUUACAUUGAUCCAGAAUACCAACAAACGGGUAUGCUUGGAACCAAAUCAGACAUAUACUCAUUUGGGAUUAUGCUCUUGCAAAUACUUACGGCCAAGCCACCAAUGGGCUUAACAAGCCAAGUCGAGCGAGCAAUUGAGGAAAGAAAAUUUGCUGAGAUACUAGACCCUGUUGUUCUUGAUUGGCCACUUGCUGAGACAUUAAUAUUAGCAAAAAUUGGUCUGCAUUGCGCAUCGUUAAGUCGAAAAGACAGACCUAAUUUAGGAAAAGAUGUGUUGCCCAAGAUUAUAAGGCUUAUCGACUUAGCAGGAGAAAGCAUGCAUAACAACCAUAUCCAAGUUUCAGUAGAUAAUAAGUGA